AUGUACAACUCCUUGAUUGUUGUUCUCGGUUCCCUACCUGAUGACACAAAAGUCUACUGUGGACACGAGUAUACGGCAAGUAAUCUCAAAUUUGCCGCAUCAGUGGAACCUGAGAACGAGGCGCUCCAAGAAAAAAUCAAAUGGGCAUCACAGCAGAGACAAACUAUACCAAGCACGAUUGGUGAUGAACGAAAUUUCAAUCCAUUCAUGAGGGUUGGUGAAGAUAGUUUAAAAAAGGCUACCGGAAAAGAGGAUCCUAUAGAAGUGAUGGGGACUUUAAGAGAGAUGAAAAAUAAUUUUAAAUAA
Molecule: messenger RNA, 306 nt
Organism: Acaulospora colombiana
Lineage: Eukaryota; Fungi; Glomeromycota; Glomeromycetes; Diversisporales; Acaulosporaceae
Source: the annotation of a GenBank genome assembly